GCUUCAGCGCGCCGGCAUGUCUCUCAGGUGGAAGUCAGGAUGGCUCUUGCUGGUGGUUCUAGACAUCGUAUUCGGUCAGGGGAAGACGGUCCCGGCCAGCAUCCUGCCGAACAUUACCAACUUGCAACAACAGAACGAAGAUUUUAUCAACAGAUUCAUCAAUAAGUUCAACUUCGUUUUACCAGAGACUGUCACUGAAGCUACAUGUGGCGGAACGACCAACACCCAUAAGACGGUCUGGCAGAAUCCAAUGUACCCAUCCAUUGAAGGCGGUCUGCCCUCCCUUUGCCCUCUGACAGUCAAUGUCCCUCCAAACACCUGUGCUUUGAAGGUCCACUUCAUAGAUCUGGAUUUUGCUCCUAGAUUCUUUAGCUACCUGACAGGCUUUUGCGCACACGACAGCCCCUCCUUCAAGGCAUCCUACAAGAACGGCAUUACACGGCCACUGUGUUCUGAUCACUCGGGCUCAGAAGGCAUCCUGACCGUGAAUCCUGACGACGCCGAGCCCAUCCUCCUUCUGCUGCAGCUCGACCCCAGCAUCACCUUCAAGUUCCAGAUCAACGUGACUGCUGUGAAAUGCGACGAUGUUGUCCAGUUCAAGUCCCCUAAUGUAUGUGGCAUCAAGAACGAGGUGCCUCCCCUCAGGCGAAGCGGUCUUGCCGACGAUCCUGAAGUAAAGGUCGACGUCGAGGCCGAGUACGAUGCGGACUUAGAGUUGGAGGAGGAGGAGGAGGCCGCCGCCGCCCGCGAAGGCCGCGCCCGCAAGAACAAGCCGGACCGAGGCGGCAACGCCGGCCGCAAGAAGGCGAUCGUCAAGCGUCUGAAGGAGGACAUGAAUAUCUUCUCGCAAGCUUUCGCCUCGGCCAUUGAGAGGGGACGCCUCGGCACCAGAUCCGAAAAGGGACGCAUCCUGGGAAGCCCCGCCCGCGUGGCCGAGUGGCCCUGGAUGGUGGCCAUCCAGCUGAACGCCGAGGUGACGCUGCCCCUGUUCGGCGGGCCCUUCCCCUUCCCGCAGCCGCUGUGCUCGGGCGUCCUCCUCGACGACACCGCGUCCUCGCCUCCGCCUCCUGCGUCCUCAGCCUCGUCCCCUACGUGGACCAGCGCAGCGCCAACCUCCGCGCUCUGGUGGGCGAGUACGACGUCUCGACGAACGACGACACGACCAGCUUCAACGUCAGCGUGUCCAAGGUGACGUUCCCGCUGACCUACGACCCCAUUUACCUGAAGGACGACUUCGCGGUGAUCGAACUCGCCACGCCCGUGCCUUUCACGCCCACCAUCAGGCCCAUCUGCUUGCCCGUUGACUACAACCUGUUCCCGAGCAGCGAGGGCACGGUCACAGGCUGGGGCGAGGACGGCGUCGGCGGCACCGUCACCGUGCUUCAGGAGGCCAUCGUCGAGAUCUUGAACGACACCACCUGCGAGAGCGUCAUCGAGUCCCUCUU
This is a messenger RNA of Penaeus vannamei (Pacific white shrimp), 1445 nucleotides long. Lineage: Eukaryota; Metazoa; Arthropoda; Malacostraca; Decapoda; Penaeidae. The record is from RefSeq and is a predicted model, not a curated record.